UGCCACAUCAUUGGUGUCAGUGGAAGGAGUAGUGCCCCAUCACUGAUGUCAGUGGGAUGAAUAGUGCCCCAUCGUUGGUGUCAGUGGGGGGGAAUAGUGCCCCAUCGUUGGUGUCAGUGGGGGGGAAUAGUGCCCCAUCGUUGGUGUCAGUGGGGGGAAUAGUGCCCCAUCGUUUGGUGUCAGUGGGGGGAAUAGUGCCCCAUCGUUGGUGUCAUGGGGGGGAAUAGUGCCCCAUCGUUGGUGUCAGUGGGGGGAAUAGUGCCCCAUCGUUGGUGUCAGUGGGAGGAAUAGAGCCCCAACAUUGGUGUCAGUGGGGGGAAUAGUGCCCCAACAUUGGUGUCAGUGGGGGGAAUAGUGCCCCAUCAUUGGUGUCAGUGGGGGAAUAG
Staurois parvus is the source of this 386-nucleotide messenger RNA. Lineage: Eukaryota; Metazoa; Chordata; Amphibia; Anura; Ranidae. The record is from the annotation of a GenBank genome assembly.